AUGCCGCUGAAAUCGGAAAUUGAUCAAGUUCGUGAUCAGCUGGUAUUUGAUUGAUUUUGUUUGAAGAUUGAGAAGAAUUAUCGAAACAUCGGAAACUUCAUCGCUCGGCUUUGUAAUUGCGACGCUCAUUUUUCUUCAAUUAUGGUUAUUUCAAGAAAAAGAUUUUGGGCGUUUCUUCAAGUCAUCUGGAAUAUUUGUGGAUUCAGUCGCAACAAUUGUGGAUUCAGUCGCAACAAUGUGAUUAUGAUUGUCAUUUUGCAAAUCAAGAAUUUUGUCUGGUUUCCAAUAUUAUCAUUGAAUCAUUUGGAUACGCAAAUUUGUUUGCUUUUGAUGAAAAAGAAUCACAAAAAGCUGCCAGGACGUUCAAUCAUCGAAAAAUACCAAAUUCCGGAUCCGAUAUCUUCAACUUCAAAUCGAAAGAAGGCUUUGAAUUUUCCCACAUUUUGA
Molecule: messenger RNA, 447 nt
Organism: Caenorhabditis angaria
Lineage: Eukaryota; Metazoa; Nematoda; Chromadorea; Rhabditida; Rhabditidae
Source: the annotation of a GenBank genome assembly